Aspergillus novofumigatus IBT 16806 is the source of this 498-nucleotide messenger RNA. RefSeq lists its product as uncharacterized. The record is from RefSeq and is a predicted model, not a curated record. NCBI's taxonomy places the organism in Eukaryota, Fungi, Ascomycota, Eurotiomycetes, Eurotiales, Aspergillaceae. The transcript has a single exon. Bases 1 to 498 code for a protein of 165 amino acids.
AUGUCUGAGAGCCUGUUGGAUGAAGAUGGCAAUGUGCCGAAUUCAAUGAGCUCACUCUCACAGGAGCUAUCCAUCGUUGGUGGAUCUACUUCUGCGGCAGGCGAAAAGACCUUCAUCACUGGCUUCUCGGAACGUCUACCUUCCAUAACGUUCAAUGGACUGAAAGAACUGACUCACAUAACCACAUUGGGUACACCGCAACGGCUGGAAGUGGACAGUACCCAGUUCACCUCACCGAACCCUGCGCCUGCAAGCCACCAUGCACAGUCGCAGGUAGUUACAAACCAGGCAGCCCCCGGUUGGAUGAUAUCUUCGAACCAUCCGUCCACCGUAGUUGGCUCAGUGUCGCCGUCUGGUAGGGUGACUGUAUCAGACAUUCCCUCGCAGGAUGCUGGGAACAAGGCAGGUGGUGAUGCCUUACCUAGCCUUACAGAUGCAUCUACGUCAGACAGAACUUGGAUACUGUUGAAAAAUAUAACAAAGGAUAUGAGACCCUAG